GUGCCGCCAUAUAAAAUGACCACGCUCGGCUAUCGGGAAGACCAUCCGUCGUCUAACCGUCUCUGCAAAAUGUUCCGUCUUAGCGUUCUGCUGACCAUCUGUCUGGCCGCAACGGCCCUCGGCAACGUACUGUCGCCCGAGUACUACGAAUGGGCCGGCCGUAUCGUUGGUGGCCAGAACGCUGGAACGAACCAGUUCCCGUACCAGGUGUCGCUGCGCUCCUCCGGCAACUCGCACUUCUGCGGUGGCUCGAUCAUUAACAACCGCUACGUGCUGUCGGCUGCUCACUGCACGAUUGGCCGUACCACCGCCAACACCAUCUCGGUGGUCGGUGCUAUCUUCCUGAACGGUGGCGGCAUUGCGCACAGCACUGCCCGCAUCGUCAACCAUCCGAGCUACAACGCCAACACGCUGGCCAACGAUGUGUCGCUGGUGCAGACCGCCACCUUCAUCACGUACACUGCCGCCGUGCAGCCGAUCGCCCUCGGAACGAACUUCGUCACCGGUGGUGGAGCCGUCGCUUCCGGCUGGGGUCAGCUUGGAGCCAACAUCGGUAUCCCGAACCAUCUCCAGUUCCUGAACACCCAGAUCAUCACGCUGGCUGACUGCCGCAACCGUCACACCGCAGCCAACGCUGGCCGCGUCUUCGACUCGACCGUCUGUACGCUGAGCCCGUCCGGCCAGGGCAUGUGCAUGGGUGACUCCGGCGGCCCGCUGGUGCAGGGCGGUGCCCUCCACGGUAUUGUCUCGUGGGGUAUCCCGUGCGGUCUCGGCAUGCCCGACGUGUUCGCUCGCGUCUCGUCCUUCGUCGGCUGGAUCAAUGCCAACGCUUAUCGUGGGAACGUGUGCGUCCGCAAAAUGUAUCGCAAAGCAGCUGUUGCACUAAUCGCCUGCUUCCUGGCAGUGGCCGUCAGUGGUGAGUCGGCCACUUCGGAUCCGCUCUACCAGCAGUGGAAGGGUCGGAUCGUCGGUGGCACUUACGCACGUGAUGGAGACUUCCCGUAUCAGGCCUCGUUCCGCACGCUGGACGGUAUGCAUAUAUGUGGCGGUGCCGUGCUGAACCAGCAGUGGGUCAUUACGGCCGCUUCGUGCCUGUUUGGCCGUUCGACUGCGGACACGCGCGUCGUGGUGGGAGCCUACCGGCUGAGCCAGGGUGGCUUCAAUCUCGGCCUGCGACGCAUCGUCAUCCAUCCCAACUUUGCAUCGGCCACGCUGGCCAACGACGUUGCGGUGGCUCGUGUGGCACAGCAGAUGGUGCUGAGUGAUGCCGUGCAGGGUGUGCAGCUUGGCUCGUACAACAUUAACGUGGCCUACGGAGCCCUUGUGUCCGGCUGGGGUCGUACCGAGUUCUCCAACCCCCAGUUCCCGGACAACUUGCAGUACAUUGCGGUAAACGUGAUCUCGCAGCUGGAAUGCCGCGCACGGUUCGCUGCACCGUACGAUGCACGGAUCUACGAUUCGACCAUGUGCAGCAGCAGCCCGGUCGGCCAGGGCACGUGCCUCGGAGAUGCGGGCAGUCCACUGAUCCACGGUGCCGAACUGCACGGCAUCGUUUCGUGGGGCAUUCCGUGCGACGCAGCGCUUCGUACAGCGGACUGGGAAGGACGUAUUGUCAACGGUUUGAACGCGGUUUCGGGCCAGUUCCCGUACCAGGUGUCGCUGACAUCGGCGACGUACCAGCACUUCUGCGGCGGUGCCAUCAUCGGCAACCACUGGAUCCUGACGGCGGCCCACUGUCUCACCGGCCGCAAGCCGGCGGAAGUGAUCGCCGUGGUCGGUGCGCUGACGAGUGCGCGCGGUGGCUACAACUACGACGUGGAGCAGUUCAUACUGCACCCGAACUUCAACGAGUGGACGCAGCAGAACGAUAUCGCGCUCGUGCGCACCAAGUGGUCGAUCAGCUUCAAUACGGCGGUGUUCCCGGUGAAGAUGGCCCGCACGUACACGCCGGCCAAUCGGGCUGUGCUCGCAUCCGGGUGGGGUUUGACCACGCUGAGCGUACCGAAACCGGCCGACCGGCUGCAGUACGUGGCGCUGCGUACGAUCAGCAACGAGGAUUGCUCGGAGCGGUUCCGCAAGCUGCAGAAUCGUGCCAUCACGCCGAGCAUUCUUUGCACGUUCAGCCGCAACGAGCAGGGCACUUGCAUGGGCGAUUCGGGCGGCCCGCUGGUUGAGGAUGGCGAGCUCGUUGGCAUCGUGUCGUGGGGCAUUCCCUGUGCCGUCGGCUAUCCGGAUGUGUAUGUGCGUGUUUCAUCGUUCCGCGCCUGGAUCGGCGCAGUCACGGGAGUGUACUGAGCGAGCGACAGGACCGGCGAAGGCAAGCGCGAUUAAAGCAUGACGACAAAUAAAUCCACGAAUCGUUUCGUUUCUUUGGUUACUAAAA
Molecule: messenger RNA, 2383 nt
Organism: Anopheles coluzzii
Lineage: Eukaryota; Metazoa; Arthropoda; Insecta; Diptera; Culicidae
Product: serine protease 53-like
Exons: 6
Coding region: 16-2295 (759 amino acids)
Biological process (GO): proteolysis
Molecular function (GO): serine-type endopeptidase activity
Source: RefSeq, a predicted model, not a curated record